Molecule: messenger RNA, 912 nt
Organism: Acanthosepion pharaonis
Lineage: Eukaryota; Metazoa; Mollusca; Cephalopoda; Sepiida; Sepiidae
Source: the annotation of a GenBank genome assembly
AUGCCACCACCACCACACCCCCUGCGCUCGGAUCUCACAGUUGCUGCUGACAAAACUACGAUUAUAGCGCUUUCCUUAUCCACAUACAUGCAGCGAGAAGAAAAAAAAACGGCAUUUUACUUGCUUCUUCUUUUUCUUGAUCGUUUUUUCUCCUCCUCUUUUUUUCUUUCGUCCUUCCUUUCAUUAUUUCCUCUCACUACCACUGCCGAGGUUCAGCUAAUAAUUUUUUUCAUUAUCUAUCUAUCUAUCUAUUUGUCUACCAAACCCUUCAUAUCUAUAUAUCUAUCAAUUUGUUCAUAUCUCUUUCUGCUCAUAUCUAUCUAUCUAUCUAUCUAUCUAUCUAUCUAUCUAUCUAUGUGUAAAUAUAUGCAAAAAUAUUUUAUCCAUCUAUAUUUAUUCGUAUAUCUAUCUAUCUAUCUCUUCAUUUUCUACCUCCCUGUCUGUCUCUCUCUAAUCAUUUUCUAUCUAUCUCUCUAUUUAAAUCACAUCCUAUCUAUCUAUCUAUCUAUCUAUCUAUCUAUCUAUCUAUCUAUCUAUCUCUUCAUUUUCUACCUCCCUGUCUAUCUAUCUAUCUCUUCAUUUUCUACCUCCCUGUCUAUCUAUCUCUCUUCAUUUUCUUCUGUUCAUAUCUAUCUAUAUUUAUUUAUUUAUAUCUAUCUCAAUCUGUUUAUUAUCUAUUUAUCUCAGUUUCUUCAUAUCUAUCUAGAUCUUUUCCUACCUAUUCAUAUCUAUCUAUCUAUCUAUCUAUCUAUCUUAGCCUGUUCACUAUCUAUUUAUCUAUCCCAAUCUCGUAAUAUCUAUCAAUGUAUCUAUCUAUCAAGCUAUCUAAAUCUCUUCUUAUCUAUCCAUCUGAGUCAGUUCAUUCUCUAUCUAUCUAUCUAUCUAUCUAUCUAUCCCAGUCGGUUCAUGUAA